Thunnus maccoyii (southern bluefin tuna) is the source of this 2016-nucleotide messenger RNA. It is a transcript of the gene g6fl, whose product is annotated as g6f-like. Gene Ontology annotation, cellular component: membrane raft; external side of plasma membrane. Bases 13 to 1617 code for a protein of 534 amino acids. Gene Ontology annotation, biological process: positive regulation of ERK1 and ERK2 cascade; interleukin-15-mediated signaling pathway; T cell activation. Gene Ontology annotation, molecular function: MHC class II protein binding; protein tyrosine kinase binding. The record is from RefSeq and is a predicted model, not a curated record. The transcript has 11 exons. NCBI's taxonomy places the organism in Eukaryota, Metazoa, Chordata, Actinopteri, Scombriformes, Scombridae.
UUUAAACGUGUGAUGGAGUCUGCUUUUCUCACCUUUAUUCUUGUGUCUUCCUUUGCGGUAUAUUCCUCUCACUUUAGCAUCACAGACUUUCCCUCAAAAUGGGACGAUGUUGUGGUGGCAAGAGAGGGCACACGUAUCACCUUGGUGUGUACUAGUCCAACAGUGAGGGGUGCCAUAGCCAUUAACUGGAGGGUGAAGUCACUUGAUGUGGAUGAAUGGAAACUAGUUCUCUCAGCCAAUGGAGGCACGCAUUUCUCCGGUAGUGCCUCGAAGGCAUCCAUGCAAUUGAUUGACCCUAACUUUCAAAACACCGGGGUUUUCUCUUUGUCCUUUAUUGCCAAAACGGAGGACUAUGGUCUCUACUCAUGCUUGAUAAAGCAACGCGAGAGGAGGCUGACGGAGAGGAUUAUCCUCUUAGCGAUCCUUACAGUCACCAUCGUCCCUCCUACACCCAUUCCUCUGCGCAGCACCCUGCGUCUGAUUGCCAGUGUUAAUCCUGACUCUGCCAUCAGCAAGAUCACCUGGGCAGCACCAGGUGACAUUUCCAUCAGGAGUGAGAAAAUGCCAAAUACAGGAACGGUGGCUAAACUACCACAGGUCGAGAACAGUGACAACGGGGCCUAUGUCUGUAUUGUUCACCCUUGGGGUAACAGCAGUAACCCUCUUUUCGACUUCAAUGUGGAGGUGACUGUUGAUGCCGAGAAAAAGGUCUCAUUCGCCAAUAUCACACAUGGCCCAGAGAUCUCCACCGCCACCCAGGCUCAGACACCCUCACCGCUGACCUGCCCUGGUAUCCAGGGGGAUUAUGUCCAACUGCGCUGGCAACCUCCAGACACUCUUAGGCAGAGUAGUAGAAAGCUGGUGUACCAGUUUGAUCGCUGGAGAGGUUCCACCAUUUCGACCGAGCAGAGCAAGAAGCUCCAGCUGGCUGGCUCACCAUACAAUGCGGAGGACGGGAGCUUCUCCUUUAUACUCACACCUGGGUUGAAAGAUGGCGGAUUCUAUGUCUGUGAAGUGUUCCUCAAUGACAGUGCCUUCAGCCAGGGGACCUGGCUCAGCGUGCUGAAAGUCAAAACCAAGGAAACAUCCUCGAAGCAGGAGUUGUCGUGCAUCUACUCACAGCGGUCCAAGGUCAAAAGUGCCAAUUGGAAAUACCAGAAUAAGAGUCGCAAGCUGCAGAUGUUCAGCAUUGGUCCCGGCAGCAUUACCACCACCCUGCCCUUACCCAUCACCUCUGACACAGCUGGGAACUACACCUGCGUCCUGCAGCUGAGAAACGGGCAGACCUUCUCGGCAACGCAAACUGUCACACUGCCCCCUGAAGCCGAGAGUGUCAAUGUCACCCCCUCCCUGCUCCCUUCUCUCUCUGCUUUAUUACUCCUGGUGCCCCUGGUUGCUGCGGCUGUCGGUGUGUUGCUAUGGAGACAGAAACACAUUUCUGAUCACGGUAUUGAUCAGGCUCUGUCUGUCCACUCAGAUGAAUCAGAGAACAUCUAUGAGAAUCCUGAGGAUAUGAGACAGGCCCCUCCUCAGGGUUCAGUCUACAUGGAUUUGAAGCCAAGAGGAGAGGAUGAUGUCUAUAAGGAACUGGAGCGAUGCAAGCAAUGUCAGAGCUGAUCACCUACCCACAUCUCAUCCUCAUCCAGCUGUCACAUCCGCUCAGGUCCCAGCUGCAGCAGAAGGCCUUUAUAAACAAAAGUAACAAUUGAAUGUCAUAGUUGGGUCUUGAGAAAAAAAAACCUUCAAUGCUUCAGGGACAUUAUACUCAAUUGUUUAAAUCUUUUUUGUUUUUUUUUGUUGCUCUUUAUAAGUACUUUACUAUUGAUUUAAUUCAUGUCAUGGUAGCACAUAUAAGAGGAGACAUAUUUUUUCAUAAGGCUCUACAAGUGUGUCCCAAAUACAAGCAAUUUAACAAAUGUUAAUAUGUUAUGUUGUCUUUUUCACUGGUUUCAUUGAACUUUGUUUAUUUUUUUGUUGUUGUUUUUUUUUGUUUACAUGCAUCUAGCAGUAUUCUAG